Messenger RNA from Salvia hispanica, 1281 nucleotides. The record is from RefSeq and is a predicted model, not a curated record. Lineage: Eukaryota; Viridiplantae; Streptophyta; Magnoliopsida; Lamiales; Lamiaceae.
AUGAUAGCAUUGAGUGUUCGGCAUCAGAUAGAAAACGAUCCUGCUUACAAGGUAAAAGCUAUUGUGGCGGAUAUUGAAAAUAGAUUUCAUGUGAAAGUUAGUUACAAGAAAGCAUGGUAUGCUCGGAGGACAGCUAUUGAGCUUGUAUAUGGUGGUUGGGAGUGGUCAUUCAAAGUUUUACCGUCUUAUUUGAAUGAAAUGCAGAGACAAAAUCCUGGUAUAAUUGUCGAAUGGUUGCACGAUGACAGAUUAAGCCGAGGUGUGAACAAGGUUUUCAAGUACGUAUUUUGGGCUUUUGGACCAGCUGUGGAGGCUUUUCAACUAUGCAAACCAGUUUUAACAGUUGAUGGAACUCAUCUACAUGGACGAUGUCGAGGUAAAAUUCUUAUUGCCGUUGGAUUUGAUGCUAAUAAGAAAUGUUUGCCGGUUGCAUUUGCCAUUGUUGAUGAGAAAACCAAAGAAAGUUGGAAUUGGUUUAUGGAACGCAUAAGACUGCAUGUAGCAAAGCAUGAAAUAUGUGUAAUUUCGGAUAGGCAUGUGGGAAUCAUAGAUGCAAUGAAUUCUCCCAUAUGGAAAGAAGAACCUAAAGGUUAUCACAGGUUUUGCUUGGUACAUGUUAGAAAGAAUGUUCUGCAGAAUCACAAAGGUAUCAUGGUUAAAAGGUUGGUUUGGAAAAUGGGUAUUGCUACCAAAAAGCGCAAGUUUAAGAAAAGACGUCGUUUACUUCGAGACGUCAACAACGAGGCUUUGCAGUACCUUGACACUGUGGAUAAAGAAAAAUGGAAUUUGGCGUAUGACAAUCACAAAAGAUGGGGUGAGAUGACCACUAAUGUGGUGGAAUCUUACAACAACGUGUUGAGAGGCGCAAGAGAACUCCCAAUCAAGGCUUGCAUUGAUAUGACAUUUUGGAGGACAAUAGAAUGGUUCAAUCAGCGGUCAAUUGCAUCAACACAGUGUGCCACACCACUUACCCCGUGGGCGCAUGAAAAGGUGUGCAAAAAUGAUGCAAAGGGUCAGUUACAUAAUGUGAGAGCACCAAGCACAAUGCGAGGGAUUUAUGUGGUUCGAACACAACGUCGAGUUGGAGGAAAGGGUGGUAACAAGUGGAAGGUGAAGUAUUUGGAGUCGAACUGCAAAUGUCAAAAGUGGCAGAUGUGGAGACUUCCGUGUUCACAUGCAGCGGCAGUUGUGCGGUUUAGAAAUGACAACAUGUUAUCGCUUGUUAACCCUGUAUACCACACAAGUGUUUGGGCAUUGUCAUAUUUCACCUAUACAACAUGA